UCUAUAGCCUGCAAAACUUCAGCGUUUUUACCUUUUGGUAUUGGAAGACACAAGUGGAAUCAAUCCGGAUCAACUUGGACAAGCCCAGUUUCAUGAGACUGAUGUGUUUGAACAUCCCACUGUUUACGAGGAGGCUGUGCCACUCUUGAAAUUCACACUGUCCAUGCAAAGGUUGAUGUAUGCCUGUGGGGUGCAAGAUUUCAAGCUAAGGGACCUGGUUGAACCAAAACCUAAGAGAACAGUCAGAUUGGUCAGUGCUUUGAUCAACUUCAGCAGGUUUCAAAACCAAAGAAUGGAAGAAGUUGAAAGACUUAAGAAUGAAAAUGCAGCAGUGAAAGAACAGCAUGAGCAGUUAUUAAGAGUUAAUGAUGAGUUAAAGACAAAGAUUAACCAUAUUAGAGCAUCCAGGGCAGAACAAGAACCAGAAUUGAAAAAGCUUCAAGGAGAAUUUGAAGAAAUGAGUAUGAAAAUUGAGAAGCACCACAAAGAUCAACUUGCUCUGCAGAAGACACUAAAAGAGAUGAAAGAGGGCAUUGCAGAGAAAAAGGCUUCCAUUGAUCAUCUUAAAGUCCAAAUGCUAAGUGCCAAAGAAGAGGGUGAUCGGCUAUCAAGGCAGAUCGUCCAGUCCCCUGAGCGAAUGAAGACAGAAGGGGAACGCAUGAGAAACCAACUGAUGCAGCUGAAGAUGACGAAAGAAGAGCGACAGCAGAGGGGUCUGGAACUUAGGCAACAGGUGGAGCGUCUGGAACAGAUCGACAGCCACUGUGAACAGGGGUUCAAACUCAUCACUGGAAUAGAUGCAGAACUGGAGAGGGAAAGGGAGGUGUUGGCAGAAGUGACCAAUAUCAGGGACAGGGUCCAGAGCCAGAAAGACGUCCUGAGAGACUUGACUGCCAAAGAGCAGCAGCUGCGGCGCAUGCUGUCCACCAAACAGGAGAAGAUGGCCAAGUUAAAUAUCCAACUUCAGAACAAGGCGUCUGCUGGCAUGGAGACUCUGGAGCAGUACAAACAGGAAAGGGCACAUUAUGCAGCCUUGCAAAGUGAAGAUGAAUCACAGAAAAAGGCUAUAGAACAACAAAAGCAAGCACUAAUGGAAGAAGCAGAAAACAACAGGAAACAACAUGAGAAGCUUAUGACUGAGAUGGCUCAUGAAAAGUCGCAGUUGCUGGAACAGUUGGAUUCCUACCAUACCACACUAGGUAUCAAAUGGCAAGAAGUGGCACAGAAGAUCCAGGCUAAUUCAUAGAGGAUGAUUUGAGUGCCAAGUUUUGCCAAAAUUCAAGAGGGACUCUUUAUCUACCUUGAUCUUAAGCGUAGACAUCUGGGUACUGGGUGUGCAAACCACCACAUACGAACACUGCCAUCCCCAUGAGACAUAGCUUCUGUCAUGAUUAAAAUCGCAAAUAAUAAGACACUUUAUAUUCAAACCGCUAGAUACUUAAAGCAGUACUAUUACUUCGUUUGGGAAAUGUUUAUGGCAGUUCGAGAUUACUGAUUGUUAUUGUAAUCACCAUCUCUAUUUUUGAUCAAAACUUGGUGUAGAAUUGUCACCCGCUGUAUUCCUAGUCAGGAAUUUUUGUCAUCUGAACACCCUUUUAGAUUUGCUGUAUAUUCUGUAAAAAAGUAAAUGCCAAAACAGAUUUUCAUGAAAGGCUAUUGUAAAUAUAUCAUUUUA
Molecule: messenger RNA, 1675 nt
Organism: Lingula anatina
Lineage: Eukaryota; Metazoa; Brachiopoda; Lingulata; Lingulida; Lingulidae
Product: kinetochore protein Nuf2-B
Biological process (GO): mitotic spindle organization; attachment of mitotic spindle microtubules to kinetochore; meiotic chromosome segregation
Cellular component (GO): Ndc80 complex; kinetochore
Molecular function (GO): protein-containing complex binding
Source: RefSeq, a predicted model, not a curated record